AUGAGCAACCGGAAGAAUACGGCAGCCAACCUGCUGUUGAGACAGUACAGGGAACUCACAGAUGCCAAAAAGGCCAUCCCAUCUUUCCACAUCGAGCUGGACGACGACGCAAACAUUUUCCUGUGGAACGUUGGCGUAAUGGUGCUCAACGAGGACUCGAUUUACCACGGAGGCUAUUUCAAAGCCCAGAUGCGGUUUCCAGAAGACUUCCCGUUCUCGCCGCCAACUUUCAGAUUCACGCCCGCAAUAUACCAUCCCAACGUGUACAGAGACGGAAGACUGUGUAUUUCGAUUUUGCACACAAGCGGAGACCCCACAUCGGAAGAACCGGACUCAGAAACGUGGUCACCGGUGCAAACGGUGGAAAGCGUGUUGAUCUCGAUCGUCUCGCUGCUGGAAGACCCAAACAUCUCGUCUCCGGCCAACGUUGACGCUGCCGUGGACUACCGCAAAAAUGUGGAUCAGUACAAGCAACGCGUGAAAUUGGAGGUGGAACGGUCGAAACAAGACAUCCCAGAGGGCUUUGUGAUGCCCUCUUCCCGCACAGCGUACGUGGCCCAGAGACAUGCCGAGCCCGAGGACACCAGAGAUCUGGGCGACAACUUUUGGUACGACAGUGACGAAGAGGACGAUAACGACGACGGUCCCACGGCUGAUAUGUACGGUUAUGGAAACGGCGACGACGACGAUGACGAAGACGAGGAAGACAUCCAGUUCGAGGAAGACGACGACGUGAGCAUCGACAACGACAGCGUGAUGGACCGCACGCAGCCCAGCAAGGCUGAAGACGAGAGCGAAGAGUUGGAAGACGAAAUGAAGCUGGAAAAGUGA
This is a messenger RNA of Lachancea sp. 'fantastica', 831 nucleotides long. Lineage: Eukaryota; Fungi; Ascomycota; Saccharomycetes; Saccharomycetales; Saccharomycetaceae. The record is from the annotation of a GenBank genome assembly.